Messenger RNA from Engraulis encrasicolus (European anchovy), 3653 nucleotides. It is a transcript of the gene cntn3b, whose product is annotated as contactin 3b. The transcript has 23 exons. Gene Ontology annotation, molecular function: cell-cell adhesion mediator activity. NCBI's taxonomy places the organism in Eukaryota, Metazoa, Chordata, Actinopteri, Clupeiformes, Engraulidae. Bases 474 to 3572 code for a protein of 1032 amino acids. Gene Ontology annotation, biological process: cell-cell adhesion; brain development; axon guidance. Gene Ontology annotation, cellular component: axon; plasma membrane. The record is from RefSeq and is a predicted model, not a curated record.
CACACGAAAGCACCUGUGAGCUCUGGGCUGUCACACUCGCAGCGUCGGGGAUUCGUGGGAUAACUGCUCCGUGGGCGCUCCGUGGGAAUACAACGGCCAGCAGCAGCACAACCUCCCUGCAGCCGAAAUUUGGGACUGCCAGUCGGACCGAGUUCCUUCUCAGGAGCAGGGCUUUGGAUAUUUGCAUCGGUCUCGGAUAAAUUUCCGUAGUCGGCGCCCCAAACACACUCUGGUUGUCCAUACGAGAGGAAACGCGGGAUGGAUGACCGAGAAGGGUAGUAACAGAAAGACACUGGCUCUGUCCACGGCGCAGACCGUAGGAUCACCGCACACUUCAUCACUGGUCAAGUUUUUUUAUGAAAAGGACAAAACUAUUCGGUCUGAACAGUCGAUUAAACGCUUUGUAAUCAAGGGGAAAGCAUUCCAUUCACAAGCAAUCGAAUGAGAUUCCUACUUGCCCUUGGCAACUGAAGAUGAGGUUACUAUGGAAACGGCUUGUGCUGCUAUCAAUCUUUGGCUGCCUUGCAGCUGUCGCAGAGGAUGCAGAAGUAUUUAAAGGGCCAAGCUGGAAGGCCGAGCCCUCUGACCUGAUCCUGCCCAUCAAUUCCCCCGACCAGGAGGCCUCCCUUCAGUGCCUGGCUAAUGGCAGCCCGUCUCCGGAGUACAGAUGGUCUCUAAACGGCACGCUCAUUGAUCUCAGGAGUGACUACCGGCGUCGCGUGUCUGGGGGCAGCCUGAUCAUUAGCGGCCUGGACAGGGACCAAGACUCGGGCCUGUAUCAGUGCACCGCCUUCAACACAUGGGGCUCCAUCCACAGCCAGAAAGCAAGCUUGCAGUUUGCAUACCUUGAAACCUUCAAGAGCCAGACGAGGAGUGCGGUGAAUGUGCGGGAAGGUCAAGGAGUCGUCCUAUUGUGUGGCACACCUUUGCAUUCCGGGGAGCUCACCUACGCCUGGAUCUUCAACAAGGUCCCCUACUACGUGCAGCAGGACAGCCGCCGCUUCAUCUCCCAGGAGACGGGCAACCUGUACAUCGCCAAGGUGGAGCCCUCGGACGUGGGCAACUACACCUGCGUGGUCAACAACAGCAUCACCCAGGGGAGGGUGCUCAGCUCCCCCACGCCUCUGGUCCUGAGAAGCGACGGAGCUAUGGGUGAAUAUGAGCCCAAAAUAGAGGUUCAUUUCCCAGACAGUGUCCCGGCUGCGAAGGGAGCAGUGGUCAAGCUGGAGUGCUUUGCUCUCGGAAACCCAGUGCCAGAGAUCAGCUGGAGGAAGACGACAGGUGAUCCGUUCCCCAGCAAAGUCAAGCUGCGGAACUCCAACGCCAUUCUGGAGAUCCCAAGGUUCCAGCAGGAGGACGCCGGCAUGUACGAGUGUGUGGCGGAGAACAGCAGAGGCAAGAACGCUGUGAGGGGGAGACUGUCUUUCCAUGCCAAGCCUCACUGGCUCCAGACGAUGAAGGACGUAGCCCUUUCCAUAGAGGAGAACCUGGCCUGGGAGUGUAAAGCUAACGGCAGACCCAAGCCGUCUUACAGCUGGUUGAAGAACGGAGAGAUGAUGGCAUCGGAGGGCCGGGUGCACAUCGAGAAUGGGGUGCUCUCCAUCGUCUCAUUAAACCUGUCAGACGCCGGCAUGUAUCAGUGUGUGGCCGAAAACAAACACGGUGUUAUUUAUGCCAGCGCUGAGCUAAUGGUGUUGGCGUCUCCGCCGAGCUUCACCAACAGCCCACUGCAGGCUCUGCAGAAGGCCCGCUCAGGCAGCGAGGUAACUAUGGAGUGCAGGCCGCAGGCCUAUCCCCAGGCCCUCAAUGUCUGGAAGAAAGGAAGCGAGAUUUUGCAGAGGAGCGAAAGGAUCGCGCUGCUUCCCAACGGUACACUGAAAAUUGCCAAUGUGACCAGGAGGGACGGGGGAAGCUACACUUGCAUCGCUAAAAAUCAAUUUGGGACGGCAAGCGCGAUGGGACGCUUGCUAAUUACAGAGCCCACCAGGAUCACGCUGGGGCCGAGCAACAUGGAGAUCAUCGUUGGCGAGAGCAUCGUGCUUCCCUGCCAGAUCGCCCAUGACCCCGUCCUGGACGUGGCCUUCUCCUGGGCCUUCAACGGACAGCUCGUCGACUUUGAUCGAGACGGGGAUCAUUUCGAGAGAGUGGGCGGGUCUAUUGCAGGGGAUUUGAUGAUUCGCAACAUCCAGCUGAACCACGGAGGCAAGUACGUCUGCCUCAUCAAUACUGACGUGGAGCAUCUGGAGGCCGACGCCAUCUUGGUUGUCAAAGGCCCCCCUGGUCCCCCGGAGACGGUGCUGGUGGAGGAGAUCACUGAUAGCACCGCGCAGCUCUCCUGGAGCCCCGGCCGCGACAACGGCAGCCCCAUCACCGGCUACAGCGUCCAGGGCCGCACCCCCUUCACGGUGGGCUGGCAGGCCGUCGACACAGUCCCCGAGGUGAUCAAUGGGAACACCCUGACGGCCACGGUGGUGGGCCUGAACGCCUGGGUGGAGUACGAGUUCAGAGUGGUGGCCAGUAAUUACGUGGGGAUGGGGGAGCCCAGCCCGCCCUCCCCCAAGACACGCACCGAAGAUGCUAUCCCUGAUACAGCUCCAACGGAUGUCGGGGGCGGGGGCGGCACCAAAUCAGAAUUAGUGAUAACAUGGGAGCCCGUUCCUGAGGAGCUGCAGAAUGGCGAGGGCUUUGGCUACAUCAUCGCCCUGAGGCCCAGCGGCUCCGUCACCUGGACGCGCGCCAUCGUCUCCACGCCCGGCGUGGCCAAGUACGUGCUCCGCAACGAUACCGUGCCACCGUUCGCGCCCUUCGACGUCAAGGUGGGCGCCUUCAACAAGCGCGGCGAGGGGCCCUUCAGCACCGUUGCCACCGUCUUCUCAGCCGAGGAUGUGCCCAGCUUGGCUCCAGUGAGAGUGAGGGGUCGCAGCUUGUCGGCGUCUGAGAUUGAAGUGCUGUGGGAAGCCCUGCGAUCAGUCCCUGAGAGAGUGCUCGGUUACGAGGUGUCGUACUGGGAAGACGACACGAAGCCCGACACGGUGGGCAAGGUGAGGGUGUCAGCCAACUUCACGGCGGUGAACAUCAGUGGGCUGCGGGGGAGCACCCAGUACUUCCUGGCGGCCAGCGCCUUCAACACCGCCGGCACCGGGCCCCCGUCUCCGCCCGUCAACGCCACCACCAAGAAACCACCCCCUGGGCAGCCUCCGCUGAAUGUAAAGUGGACCCUGAUUGGCUCCCAGCUUACCCUUCACUGGGACCCUGUUAUAGCGCUGGACACUGAGUCGGAGGUCACGGGAUAUCUGGUUGUGUGCCGCAGACAUCGCCAUAAUGACGCCAACGCCAUCACCACAGAUCAAACCACGGCGGAGCUCACGCUGUCAUCCAACGACAACUACGCCAUCGAGAUACGCACGCUGAGUGAGGGCGGCGAGGGUAUGGGGAGUGAGCCCAUUCACAUACACAAACUGAGCAUGGGUGCACGGGGCUCGGGAGCAGUGCCGCUAAGCCGUCUCCCGCUGUCCUCUCUUCUCCUUCUCUUGACACUCUGCUGUGCUCUCUGGCUGCCUCCCGAGGACUGACAUCAUCCCUCCUCCUCCUCCUGCCACCACAACCACCACCACCACUACCACCCUUCCGCAGCCUUCUUCUUCACCUCCUCC